AUGUACGGCGCUUGGGAGUGUGGCGGCGCUACUCGGGAAAGUACCCCGGAGCGAAUGAUCCGAGAAGACUGUGUCUAUCAACGAACAUUGCUGCAAGAUUGCAAGUAUUUCACGAAUCGCACCGUUGCGAAGAAGGGGAAACUGACUCAACACAAACCAGAAAUAGCACUACGAAAACGCAUUUAUGCCCCCACCAUCUCCAAAGUCGUCUUUGAAAGUGGAUGUGUUGUCUACCAAGGCUCCGAUAAGUUCCACGCCAACGCCGAAGUUAUUCAUUCCCUUCUCUUUCUUUCCGAUUUCUGCUCCAGCAACUGUAUAACUCUUUGA
Echinococcus granulosus is the source of this 327-nucleotide messenger RNA. RefSeq lists its product as hypothetical. Lineage: Eukaryota; Metazoa; Platyhelminthes; Cestoda; Cyclophyllidea; Taeniidae. The record is from RefSeq and is a predicted model, not a curated record. Bases 1 to 327 code for a protein of 108 amino acids. The transcript has 2 exons.